AUGAUUCCCCGGACCAUGCACGCAGCGUCCCACCGCACCGGCUCUGGGUUGACGGUGGUGGUGGCGUACGUCUCGGUGUGGUUCUUUACGCUGUUUGGCGCGGGGGUCCUCGCGAUACCCGAUAUGUCGGAAAACGCCAUUCGCAACGGAAAAACUUUUUUGUUCCAAGGAAAGUACACCAACUAUACCUGGCCCAACAGGGAUCUCGCUUCCAACAUUGAUGGGCAGCUUAUUCUCGGAGCGUUGCAUAUGGUUCAUUCGAGGAGUAAGGAUAAAAUCUGUGGCAGGAUUAUGCCCCAGGGAGGGAUUCAAGCCUUGGAGACCAUGCUGUAUACGUUGGAUUAUAUAAACAGCAACAAAACUAAUUUUAUCCCCGGAGUUAAGAUCGGAGUGUUGGCGAAAGAUGACUGCGAUAGAGAUAUAUACGGGUUGGAACAGGCGGUGGAUUUUAUUAGAGGUUCCAUAGCCAAUAUAGGAGGAUCUGCGUACAAAUGUAAAGACGGGUCUAAUCCCGAGAACGACAUGAAGAUCAUUUCCGGUGUUAUUGCAGCGCCAUCUAGCGUCACAUCUAUCCAAGUGGCCAACCUGCUCAAGCUGUUCAAGAUUCCACAGAUCAGUUUCUUCUCGACGAGCUCUGUUCUGAGUAACCGCGAGAGAUUCCCCUAUUUUCUCAGAACCAUCCCGUCUGACGUGAACCAGGCACAGGCCAUCGUCGAGCUCGUCAAGAUGUUGAAGUGGACGUACGUGUCGCUCGUGUACGAGGAGUCCAGCUAUGGGAUUCAGGGUUUUAACGAACUCUCCAAGCUGCUCAACGAGAACGGGAUCUGCAAGGCCGCCACGGAGACGCUGCUCAAGGAUUCGGGCGUGGCGCCACAGGAGGCGUACGACCAGAUCGUCAAGAACCUGCUGAAGACGAACGCUAGAGGUGUAAUAAUAUUUGGCUCCGACCAAGAAGUAGGGCAAUUAAUGAAGGCCGUGAACAGACAGGGGGAGACAGGGACGUUCGCCUGGAUCGGCAGCGACGGGUGGGGUGGCAGGGGCCUCGCCUUCAGGGGGAUGGAGCAAGAGGUGGAGGGCGCUGUGACGGUUCAACCACUGGCCAACGAGGUUCAGGGUUUCAAGGAAUACUUCCUAAACCUGAGACCGUCUACGAACAUCAGGAACCCGUGGUUCAUAGAGUACUGGGAGGAGCUGUUUAGCUGCAAGUACCCGGGCAGCCCCUGGACGCCGUACAACGAGAAUUACGACCGCACGUGUAGCGGGGACGAGACGGUAACGGAGGACAACUUUGAGCUGGAGGGACAGCUGCAGUUCGUUAGCGACGCGGUCCUGGCGUACGCACACGCGUUCAAGAGAAUCCAUCAUCAGUUGUGUGGAAAAGAUCAUUAUGGUCUGUGCACCGCCAUGGAGAACCCGAACGGGGACCGUCUCAAGCAUCAACUGCUCAGGGUGCAUUUCAAAGGGCUUUCCGGUCAAGACUUCCGUUUCCUGUCAAAUGGCGACGGCCCUUCUCGGUACCGAAUUUUAAACUUCCGGAGAAACAAAUUCGGUGACUACGAGUGGGAAUCAGUAGGAUUUUUUAGAGAUGGAAACUUGACAAUAGUAAGUUACAAAACAAGGUACAUCUUCUCCUCAAGUUGGAUGGUGGAUAUGUUCCGCCAGGAAGAACCGGAACACCCAUCAUCUAUGUGCAACAAACCGUGCAAGUUCUACGAACGAAGAAAACCGUUCCUAGGCAACCCUUGCUGCUGGACUUGCGAGGCGUGCAACGCGUACGAAUACCUUCCGACGAAGAACGCAUGCGUGGAGUGCCCGAUGGGAACGCUUCCGGCCUUUACCAAGACCCACUGCAUCGAGAUCCCGAAACGCUAUCUGAACUACGCAAACGGAAUCGCGAUCGGGGCCAUGGCGUUCGCCUCCCUGGGCGUCUGCGCGUCCAGUCUCGUCAUGUUCGUGUUCGUCGUGUACAAGGAUACUCCGGUCGUGAAGGCCUCGGGUCGGGAACUCAGUUUCGUUCUCCUCGCGGGAAUAAUGCUGUGUUACGGAGUCACUUUCGCUCUCGUGUCCAGACCCUCGCUCGUGCUGUGCGGGAUGCUGAAGAUGGGCAUGGGCUUGUGCUUCUCUAUAUGCUACUCCGCCAUUCUAACGAAAACCAACAGGAUCUCAAGGAUAUUUAGGGCCGGGAAACGCACGGUCAAGCGACCGAAGUUCAUAAGCCCGGAGUCUCAGCUAAUCAUAUGCGGUGCUCUAGUAGGUAUCCAAUUGCUCAUUGGGCUCGUGUGGCUUCUCAUACGUCCGCCGGAGGCGAUGUCCUACUAUGCGAACAGGGACGAUCACCAGCUGGUGUGCAGGGCGGCCCUGGGCAGCUCGUACAUGAUCGGCUUCAGCUACCCCAUCCUGCUGGUGGUGGUGUGCACCGUGUACGCCGUGUUGACUCGCAAGAUUCCCGAAGCGUUUAACGAGUCCAAGUACAUCGGCUUCACCAUGUACACGACCUGCAUCAUCUGGCUGGCAUUCGUCGUCAUCUACUUCACGACGGCCAGCAACAUCGAGAUGAGGCAGGCCACCAUGUGCUUCUCCAUCAGCCUCAGUGCCACCGUGGUCCUUAUCUGUAUGUUCGCGCCGAAACUGUACAUCAUCAUACUGCACCCCGAGCGGAACGUGCGCCAGAGCAUGGUCGCCAAAUCGGCUCUGUCGAACAAGCUCAACAACGCGUCAUCAGCGCUCAGAGUUGAUUCUGGUACGCAAUCUGACGGUAUGUUUGAUGACCUUGACCUAUCAUCGGCCACGGCACUGUGA
Gigantopelta aegis is the source of this 2799-nucleotide messenger RNA. Its product is annotated as metabotropic glutamate receptor 2-like. The record is from RefSeq and is a predicted model, not a curated record. NCBI's taxonomy places the organism in Eukaryota, Metazoa, Mollusca, Gastropoda, Neomphalida, Peltospiridae. Gene Ontology annotation, cellular component: membrane. Gene Ontology annotation, molecular function: adenylate cyclase inhibiting G protein-coupled glutamate receptor activity. The coding region runs from base 1 to 2799 and encodes 932 amino acids. Gene Ontology annotation, biological process: G protein-coupled receptor signaling pathway. The transcript has 10 exons.